Molecule: messenger RNA, 1760 nt
Organism: Linum tenue
Lineage: Eukaryota; Viridiplantae; Streptophyta; Magnoliopsida; Malpighiales; Linaceae
Source: the annotation of a GenBank genome assembly
AUUUCUUUCAUCAAAGUUUCUUAGCCACGUCUCCAGGUUACAUAUCUACUCCAUUACUGUUGUUAUUCCUGUCUGAGUAACAAAGUUGCAUGCUCUUUUUGGUCUCUUCAACCGUUGCAGAGCCUUUCCAGAGCAGACUUUGCUGUUUUCUCCACUCUACCAGAGAGAGGAUGGCCUCCUUUUCUAUGGAAGACUUUGUAGGCAAUGGUGUUCUGAAAGAGCUGCUCCCAAAGUUGUUGGAAGAAGGAUGGGAUGAUGUGCCAACUUUGAAAAUUAUGGACACUGAGGACAUGGAUGAAAUGAACCUGACAAGGAGACAAAAGAAUGCCCUUGAGAUAAGAACGUACCUGCAUGAUCGUGCUCUGAUGAACUAUGGAGACAGACUAGAAGCCUCUGGGAAAGGUUUGCCAGAACUUCUUGCCCUCAGUAACGCCAAUCUGGCAUCACAGUUUGGGAUGAAGAGAGGUCAUAUAGCUCGUUUCUUGGACAAAACCACUGCUUGUACAGAGCCUUUGAACAAAUCAGAAGCCUUACCUAUUAGGAAACCUCCAACACCAUCAAGAAGCGAAAGCCUUAUCAAAAGUUUUGGGUCUACCACCUCAAGAAAGAUGGCUAGCGUAUCAAGAUAUUCUGCAGCCAGUAUGAUGACUUAUGAAAAAUCCACAGAACAGUCGCUGGCUGAUUUCAAGAUCAAAGAUGGGUACGUUUUCAAAGGGGUGAUUGCUGCAGGGCCAGCUGAUCCUCGAGCAUGUGGCUGUAGAGCUGCUCCACCAGUAGUGGACCAGGUUGCUCCUUAUUCUACCAUUGAGAACAUUACUGUUCAGAAGCUGGCUCCGGAGUAUAAGAUUGGGAUGGAGCGCUUGCUGAAAACCAAGGCACCUCCAAUGAAGGCUUCAGAAUUGUGGCGUGACAAACCAGCGGUUAUCCUCUGUAUUAGACGGCCUGGGUGCAUCAUGUGCAGAGCUGAAGCUCAUCAGCUUUAUGCUAGGAAACCCUUAUUUGACGCAUUGGGAGUUCAACUAUAUGCAGUUCUUCACGAGCACAUAGAGUCAGAGGUACAAGACUUCUGGCGACGGUAUUGGGGGGGGGGGGGGGGGGGGGGGGUGUUGUACUUUUUGAUCGAGGUAUGGACUUCUUCAAGGCUCUUGGUGGUGGAAACCUGCUCAAGGACAAGUUCAUAUCAGGAUUUCUCUUCAACCCUCGAGCAAUAGGCAAUAGCUAAUUACAAACGAGCAAAAUCCCUGGGACUGCACCAAAACUUCACUGGCGAAUGUGAGAUCAAAGGUGGACUUUUCAUAGUAGGACGAAAGAGGUCUGGCAUUGCUUACCCGUUUGUUGAGAGGAACUUCGGUGACUGGGCUCCUGUGACAGAAGUAAUUGAGAUCUGUAGAGACUUACAGAACCAGCAGCAAGAGCAAGGAGAGUCAAUCAAAUCUUCACAGGAGUAUGCUUGAGGUGAUCAAUUAUUACAUAUUGAUCAGAGGUCACCAUAUAUUACUGUUGCAUGGGGUUGAACGAUAGCAAUACUUCUAAGCUCUAACGUUUGAGGGUUUAUUGUAUUCAGUUAGCACUGUUGUUUUGAUUAGUUUUGACUAAGGAAGAACCGUUUUCAGACAAUCAACCAGAAAUUUAAGGAUCAGUUUCCUACAAAAACGCCAAAAAAACUAGGACUGGGAUAAUACAACUAUUUUCUCUGACUAGUAUAACUAAAAAAGGUUCAUUUGUCAACAAUUCCUGGCAGCCAAAAUUUUAGACUUUGC